AUGUCCUCGAAACUGCGCUUUUGGGCCUUGGGACAUGAAUUGACCGCAUGGUCCGUUGGGCUUGCGACAAGUGGAGAAAACUAUAUCAUCGACAAGCUCGGUGGCAGACUCUAUGGCUCUGCCAAGGCUGAGCAGCUGGCGUUCCUUGUUUUGGAGGAACUUGGUCUUUGCGUAAGUCAUGAGAUCAAGGAACUAGAAGAAUGCUGA
Molecule: messenger RNA, 207 nt
Organism: Penicillium antarcticum
Lineage: Eukaryota; Fungi; Ascomycota; Eurotiomycetes; Eurotiales; Aspergillaceae
Exons: 2
Coding region: 1-207 (68 amino acids)
Source: RefSeq, a predicted model, not a curated record